CUCUGUUUUCUAUUAAUUAAUCUUUUUUUUUUCAUGCUACAUGUUCAUUUCUAUACAAAUUAAGAUCCUAUUUCCAAAAAUCCAUUCGUGUAUUUAUGGAAUCAGACCGUCUUCUCGUAUGGAUAGCGUCUUUUUGAUUUCCUACACGGAGCGGGCCGUCUAGUCUCUUUAGAAUGUUCGCAACAUUUCGUCAAUUUUGUGAGGAUGAAAGAUCCACUCAUCGCACCAGUCUUUGAAUUUCUGCUUUUCUACUGCUGUUACUGCCAGCCACCAGAUUUGAUGGAAGGCUUCCUUUUUCUAGCACGCGUUGACGGUUACGGCCAACUUCCCAGCAUGGUUUUCAUGGGUGCGGUUUCAACUUUUGGUUGCUUUCAGCCCUCUUCCAGAUUUGACGGUUGUUCUUUUUUCAAUUUGGAUUUUGGAAACUAUACUAAAGUGCUGCGGCCUGCUCAACAUUCCUUGAUAAGUGACGGGCGGAACAGCCAUUGCAAUCUACUGCGAGUACUUAUGGCAAUUAAUGAGAACGAGCAGACCCCUGCACCAAAAUUCGAAGAAACACCAGGGAGCCUCUUCUGACAUGAUUAGGUGGGUAGGUGCCAGCUAGGUAGAACUGAUUAUUAAUGGCACUCCGA
This is a messenger RNA of Metschnikowia bicuspidata var. bicuspidata NRRL YB-4993, 632 nucleotides long. RefSeq lists its product as uncharacterized. The record is from RefSeq and is a predicted model, not a curated record. Bases 205 to 576 code for a protein of 123 amino acids. Lineage: Eukaryota; Fungi; Ascomycota; Pichiomycetes; Serinales; Metschnikowiaceae. The transcript has a single exon.